Molecule: messenger RNA, 966 nt
Organism: Syngnathus acus (greater pipefish)
Lineage: Eukaryota; Metazoa; Chordata; Actinopteri; Syngnathiformes; Syngnathidae
Exons: 5
Coding region: 284-943 (219 amino acids)
Source: RefSeq, a predicted model, not a curated record
CUUCAUUUUUGUAUCCUAUCAAAUAAGUGCCCACUUUUACGUGAUACAAUGGUUGAAGAAAAGACAAAAAGACGUGAAAAUUGUGUCUCGGGAUGACCUGAUUGUUUAUCUCCGAAGCGGGAGGACACCCGAGCCUCGGUCCUCUGUGAGUCUUUAGGGCUAUCUUUUUGCUAGCAUUAAAUAUUCAACACCUGUAGUUUCCGUUUCACACUGUCGGGCGCAGGGAGAAAGAAAGGUGAGCCCACCUUGAUAACAUUCUACUGGGACAUUUUGCAAGAGGAGGAUGGAUUUAAUGACGGUAUCUCACCUCGGCGGGACUGAUUUGAGAAGAGUCGGUGAAGAGGACGACGGGUGUGAAAAGUUCUCAGGUCAAACAGCGGAAGUGGAAAAUGGGGGUGGAGGAAAUGGAGGACGUCUUCAAAUAAUCGCCUGUGAUGGGGAGACAGAGAUUAAGGUCAACAACCCCGAGAGCUCACAAGAUGACAUGCAGAGUGAUGCCCCCCCACUGUGCCCCCCACCGUUAGAGGUAGAGCUGACACCCGGGCUAUUGUCAUCAGAUCCCUCCAAUAUAGAUGAUGUCCCGUCGGAACCAUGCUGGUACUGUCUCAGGUCUCUUGACCCAGGGUAUCACCCUGGAGCUUCUCAGCAGGAUUCGGAUUCUUUGUCUCUGCUGCCGUCUGGUGGCCAAAAGAUGAACUACCAGACGGACCCACGCCCCCACUUCGGCGUGGCCUGCUCCUCGCACGCGCCGUGUCGUCCCCUGUGGGGCAGCGAGGGGCCCAGUUGUGGGCUCAGGGGAACUCCAGAUGGAACUGAUGAUGAUGAGCAGCAGCAGACGCAGCGAGCGUGCCCCCACUGCCACUUGGCACUGCCCGCUGACACGCUCACCUGGCACGAGACAAAGUGCCUCCAGUUUGACGGGUUGCGCAACCCCAACAAAUAGAAUUUUGCCAUACAUCACCAAUG